This is a messenger RNA of Ipomoea nil (Japanese morning glory), 1392 nucleotides long. RefSeq names its product glutamate dehydrogenase B-like. Lineage: Eukaryota; Viridiplantae; Streptophyta; Magnoliopsida; Solanales; Convolvulaceae. The record is from RefSeq and is a predicted model, not a curated record. Gene Ontology annotation, cellular component: mitochondrion. The transcript is spliced from 7 exons. Gene Ontology annotation, biological process: L-glutamate catabolic process. Gene Ontology annotation, molecular function: L-glutamate dehydrogenase (NAD+) activity. The coding region runs from base 52 to 1296 and encodes 414 amino acids.
CUCCGUUACUGUUUUAAUCUUUGUUCAAGUUUUCUGCUGCGAAUAAUAACCAUGAAUGCUUUAGCUGCUACCAACAGAAACUUUAGGCUGGCAGCUCGGCUCCUGGGCUUGGAUUCAAAACUCGAGAGGAGUUUGCUCAUGCCGUUUCGCGAAGUCAAGGUUGAGUGUACAGUACCUAAAGAUGAUGGCUCCUUGAUGUCCUUUGUCGGGUUUCGAGUUCAACAUGAUAAUGCUAGAGGCCCCAUGAAAGGUGGAAUCAGAUACCAUCCGGAGGUGAAUCCAGAUGAAGUGAAUGCAUUAGCACAACUAAUGACAUGGAAAACAGCAGUGGCUAACAUACCAUAUGGUGGAGCUAAAGGAGGGAUAGGAUGCAAUCCAAGCGAGCUGAGUGUCUCUGAGCUGGAACGACUUACUCGCGUUUUUACUCAGAAAAUCCAUGAUCUGAUUGGCGUCCAGAUACAUAUCCCGGCUCCCGAUAUGGGAACAGGUCCACAGACAAUGGCAUGGAUUCUCGACGAGUACUCAAAAUUCCAUGGCUAUUCACCAGCUAUAGUUACAGGAAAACCUAUUGACCUGGGUGGAUCUCUAGGCAGGGAUGCAGCAACAGGAAGGGGAGUUCUCUAUGCAACUGAAGCAAUGCUUAAAGAGUACGGGAAGAGCAUUGCUGGGCAGCGCUUUGUUAUACAGGGAUUUGGAAAUGUUGGUUCUUGGGCUGCUCUGCUCAUCAGUCAGCAAGGUGGGAAGGUUGUCGCUGUUAGUGAUGUCACUGGUGUGAUAAAGAGUGAGAAAGGACUAGACAUCCCUGCCCUAAUCAAACAUGUGAAGGAGAAUAAUGGUGUGAAAGGUUUCCAUGGUGGGGAUGAUGCAGUGGAUGUGGAUCCAAACUCCAUUCUGGUUCAAGACUGCGACAUUCUAAUUCCAGCUGCCCUGGGAGGUGUCAUUAACAGGGAUAAUGCAAAGGACAUCAAAGCGAAAUUCAUUGUUGAGGCAGCUAACCAUCCAACUGAUCCUGAAGCUGAUGAGAUUUUAGCAAAGAAAGGAGUUGUGAUUCUACCAGACAUCUAUGCAAACUCAGGUGGAGUUACAGUCAACUAUUUUGAGUGGGUUCAGAACAUUCAAGGGUUUAUGUGGGAUGAGGAGAAAGUGAAUGCACAACUUCAUAAAUAUAUGACCAGAGGCUUUAAAGAUGUCAAGGAUAUGUGCAACACCCACAACUGUGAUCUUCGUAUGGGUGCAUUUACCUUAGGAGUUAACCGUGUAGCCCGGGCUACAGUUCUUAGGGGAUGGGAAGCUUGAGAAGGGGAAUACAAAAAGGACCUCUAUCAACUUCUUAACUUUCAUUUCAUUUCAUUUCCUGCAAUUCAACUUAGCAAUGUAAAUUGUAAUAUAAUA